AUGCCCAAUCAACAUAAACCACUCCCACCUGAGACCCCCAAGUUGCGGACGUUGAUCGAGUAUUAUUGGAGAAUGAAGCACAACGACAGGUAUAUUCUGGAGCAACUAAAGAAACAUCAUAUUGAUCUCUCCCGGUACGGACUUGAAAUCAAAGCCUUUCGGAAACUCCAAGAGCGAAUGGGUUUCUUUCGGGUUCGCAAGCAGGGUCACACUGUCGAUUCAAUUAUGGGCCCUAUUGCGAGAAUCCGUAUUGUGUAUCCUCGUGCCAGUGCCCGUGACAUGGUGAACUUGCUCUUUCAUGAAGAGGACAUUCUGGUUCCACGUUGCAGGAGUGUCGUGAUCGAAUACUUUUUCAUUCCCUUAGUAAGCCAGAGCGAUCCUGGCUCUGAGAACGUCGGAAUCGCAAAUGGACACACGACGCUUUGCCAUCUCCAUGAUCCUGACCUUGCAGGAACGUCCCAGCACCGUUACAUGCGUGAGAAGAAAAAUGUCAUGCCCGAGAUCACUUGGAGCAUGAUGCGUCGCCGAUUUACGCCCGGGUUCGAAGAUAUCCUCGAUACAGGUGUGGACAACGGAUGGUAUGACCCAGGGAUCGUUCUCAAAUCUCUUAUAUUUCGUUGGGUUUUCAUCCCCUGGCUUCAAGCCGAGCUUGAAGCGUACCAAAAACGCGUGAAUAUGACUGCCAAGCGUCGUGAUCGCAACAAAAUCCUGCCUCAUGGUGUUCCGCAGCACAUGUUGGAAUUCCCAGAGGAGUACGCGAUUUUGGACUUCAAGGUGAAAGUCAAUCAAGCUCACAUUGACACCGUACGAGAGCAGUACGCCCCACCAGCUCACGACAUCUUCCACCUUGUGCCGCCGGAUUUUGCUGAGUACAUCAGCAGGUUCUAUGCCGACCUUGGGAGCCCCCCAGUGACUCGACAAACAUGCUGGGACGUCUAUAGGCAACUCCUGCGAUGCUUCGAGGAGCUAGAUCAGCUCCUGGGCACCGCGGGUCCCAGUGUGGACCAGAUCUGGGGUUUUGCUCUUACGCAAGCUGCGGAUCAAUAUUGUGACGAGAUUCAACCCAUUGCCGGCCUGCGUCCACUUCGAGGAGGUGAAGACGUGAUUGGACAGGAUGGUGCAUACUACAUGGGUGGUGUAAAUGCUGGUGCUGGAUUAGGUUUGGAUCACUGUGCCGCGCUCGAACAGCUCAUUGACAAUGUUGAGCCGCGGAUCAAUGACAACGAGACAGACACCGACGACGACGAGGAGAUUUUUGCUUGGUUCUCUGAUGAGGAACGUCCCGAUGCUGAGCCAGAUGAGUGGUAG
Molecule: messenger RNA, 1308 nt
Organism: Mycena citricolor
Lineage: Eukaryota; Fungi; Basidiomycota; Agaricomycetes; Agaricales; Mycenaceae
Source: the annotation of a GenBank genome assembly